GGGGGGGGUAUUGGACUUUGAGUGAGAAUCGCGUCGGUCGUCUUCCCCAUCGAUUCCUUCUUCAACCAUGUCUUCCGAUGAGCUGUUUCCUAACGCUGCUUACAUCAGCACACCCAGGAAAUGUAUCCUUGGAAAACGUCUCUCCAGCAUCCACUUUGAGACAGUUGAAUCCAACAGACUAGCUCUCCAUGAGCUUCUCUUCACUGAGGAUGCACCAUGGCGAGUUUCGUCGGAAAGAGCAGUGCUUACUAUCAGUCGCCCUCCGCUUAUCUCUAUGUCUCUAAGCCUACGGGCCAUUUCCGCCGAAACGCUGAAUAUGUUUGGGAAAUUAAAAGACUAACAUCUCAUUUCUUUGUGUCCCAAUCAGAUUGAUCCUGUUUCAUUCUCUGUAUAUUUCCCUGUGACUACUGUGUUAUAUGCAUUUAUUCUAAAUGGGGACAAAGUUACUGUAUCCUAUUCCUAUAUAUAUUCAUCGCAUAUCAAGAUCCUAUAUGGUCAUCUUUUUCUUUGGUUUUGGGUACUUAGGAAAAAGCCUAUAAAGUAAUCAUGUGGCUCAACAGAGAAACCACUUGUUUCUGGUCACAGGCUACAUAGUGGGAGUUAGAGUUAUAGCCUGGGAACGUUUCUGGUCUAGCCACUUGUUUCUGACUGAGAAACCUGAACUCCAAUUGGGAGGCAUAGAUGGAACAGAUAAUGUCAGAAAAUAUGGGGUUUUUUUUUAUUUCUUUUAAUUGAGAAAUGAAACAUCGUUAGCUAUGAAAUGUUCUCAGCACAUUAGUAUGAAUGCAUUGGUUGCAUAAGCCUCUGUUUUUUCUUGAGAAUGCAGUUCAUGGCGAGAUGUGAAGAGCAUCGGAAGAACUCUUUGGCAGGUUUUCUUGCUAUGCAUAAGGAAGUGUUUAUGAACCAGUCUCAGCCAAUCAAAACCGUUGUAAACUCCUCCAUAGGCUGUCUAGGGGGAGCUGUCUUUGGUUAUACACUAGCCACUUUGUUGCCCCAAAUCACAACGCAUUCCCACACUCUUGUUGGUGUGCCAUGGGUUCAAGCUCAAGCUUUUGCUGGUGUUGCCGGUGUGUAUUGUGCAAUAUCAGGCCUAAUUGAAGGGAUUAGGGGCAAAGAGAGUCUUCUCUCUGCCAUGGUACCAGCAGCAGGAUCUGGUGCGGCUUAUUCUUUUCUAAGUCGAGAUUGGCAAGGACGACCUAUCAACCUUCUCUAUACCGCCAUUGGGUUUACUGUAUAUCAAGGAUUAUUGUAUUGUUUGUCAGAUGUAAUCAUAUCAAACCCCAAGUACAGACAAACAAGAAGUCUACUUAAUAAGCUUGAGUUGGAGAAAUACGAAAAAGAGUUUAAAAAGGCUAAUCUGACCGAUUCUACAUUGAUGUUGCUCACUAAUGGGUAUCUUUCAAAGCUUUUAGUUUUUCUUUAUGUAGCUAUUAGACUAAUCCAGUUUGCAUAAGGAAGCCAGCAUUCCACCAGGGGCACGGCUUUUAAAUCUACAACAUAUGCAGAGUUCCAAAGAUCCCGUUUAUAGACAAAUGAAAACCAUGCUGGUCUCACUAGGUUUCUUGGUCCUCUGUACUCUAGAUCGAGGACUUUGAAUCCUUCAAAAACAUCGAGAUGGAAUCCAAAGGAGUUACAGGUCAUGAAGAGCACACAUACUUUGGUUCCAUCAAGAAGGUGAAAGUCGGAAUCUUGAAAAAAAAAAAAAGAAUACAACAUUCCAAUGACACUAGAGCUGGUUUAAAAUAAGUUAAUUAAAACUAUUAUAGUCAUUUUCACUAUUAAAUUAAAUAUUCCGUCUAGUUGAUUUUGUAGCUUUCUCGAUGUGAAUUGAAUAAAAUACUUUAUUCUGCAAAGAACAAUAUAGCUGAACC
Molecule: messenger RNA, 1871 nt
Organism: Camelina sativa (false flax)
Lineage: Eukaryota; Viridiplantae; Streptophyta; Magnoliopsida; Brassicales; Brassicaceae
Source: RefSeq, a predicted model, not a curated record